CGGAAGUAGUCUUUUCCAAGAUUCACACUCGGCUCCUAUUUUUCGUUAUCUCUCUUUGAUAUGGCAUUCCGGGGAUCUUCUAGACCAAAUGAUAAUGGUUCGAACGCCCAGCAACAAAACUACACACAAGAUGGUCGCUUGAAUGAUGCCACAAGAGGAGCAUGGCAGCAAACUCCACCACCUGCUCCUAAAAUUCAUGUACCCCCUCCCCCAUUUGGUCCAUAUGUGGGAGAGACUCCUUUGUUUCCAACUUUACCCCCAGGCCCUCCCCCUGGGAUUCCACCCGGUCCCCCUCCAGGAUUACCCCCAGGGGGUCAAUUCAAUAUUCCACCCCCUGGGCCAAGUAGUGACAUGUCACAACCCCCUGCAUUCAGUUUUAUGCAAGGGCCACCCCUGGCCCCACCACCCCCUUUGAAUGCACCAUUUGGGGAUGUUGACAUGAGGGUUCCUCCUAAUACCCAAACGCAACCACAACAACAAAAUCCAGGAGUAUCAGGAUCACAUUAUGAUAAAUUUGACAACAGGAGUAGGUCUAAAUGGGAUAGAGAGACAGACAGAGACAACAGUUCUGGUAGAGGUCACUGGAGGUCAGUUCAAAGUUCAAGGUCACCAAGAUCAAUGUCCAGAGAAAGGUCAUUUGACAGUGGAAUCAGUGUGGCAUCAAAUAGAUAUGACUCCAGUGCGACAAGGUCAAGGACAGAUCACAACUCAAGAUCCAGACAACGUGACAACAUCAGAUCAAGCGGAAGAUCAAAUGAAAGAUCAAAUAAUAGAUACCGAUCCAGGUCUAGAGAUCGCUCAAGAGAAUCAUCAUACAGAGGAAGUGUUGGGUCCCGACCAAAUAAUUCAAGAUCAGGAGACAACGACAGAAGGGACAAUGAUAGAAGGGAUAAUGAGAGAAGGGACAAUGACAGAAGAGACGACAGAAGGGACAAUGACCGAAGAGAUUAUUCAAGAGAUAGAAAACCUGGGAGAAUGGAUGGCUCUCCAAGGAGACCACAUGAAAGAAUAGAGAAAGGCCCUGAAAGAACCAACUCACCCCUAUCCCGAUAUGAUCGUCGUAAAAACCAGCCGAAAUCUGAAGCUAAGAAACUCUUAGAAGAAAAGAAACUUCUAGAACAAAAGAGAGCAGCUGAGAUGGAGAAACCCAAAGAGAAAAAGAAGGAAAUGCCUGUGUGGGUGAGAUGUGCACCUGCUGACCUUUACUUCCAGCGAGAUGAACAGACAGGCAGUAUGGGAACCACACAGAAAAUGAAGGACCUACAGAAAAAAUUUGAGGAAGAUCUACUACUGCGAGCCAAGAAAAUCCGAGCUUCUAAACCAAAGCCAGAUCCUUCAACUUGUACAACGAAUCUUAUCAGCUUAAUGCAUACACAUAGUGCUGAUCCAGAAAAUCCAGCUGAAGGUGGAGAGAGUUCAAGUGAUGAUGAUGACGAUGAUGAUGUUCUGGGGAAGUGUCACUUUGAAUACAUGAGGAAAGAGCUUGAGAGAAAGCUUAAUGAUCCUGACCGUCUCCAUGAGGAUCUCUGGUUCAAUGAACCUGGACAGCAAAAUGAUGGCCCCUGGUGCCGCUGCAGUGCAGAACAGAAGGAAUUUGGAAUACGUCAUAAUAUUUACCCAGGAGAGAAGAGGGCGCCCAAGUGCAAUCCAGACAGCAACAACGCACGUAGUCUCUACAACUAUCACAUCACCAUGACACCAGAAACAAACUUUAAAGCAAGAACUCCAUCUACGAUUAGUCAUGAUGGUCACAGCUACAUAUUUGAGGGCUUCUCAUUGCUCUCUCAUGCUCCUAUAGGACAGAUCCCAAAGUGUUCAGUAUUGAGGUACAAUAUUGACUACACCAUACUCUGGAAGCAGGAGCCAGUACCAGAGAACUUUAACAUAAAAAGUGCAGAUAUGGUGACUGACUUUAUCUACAAAGAACUGCUGGAAUUCAUAGAUCUUGAUUGCUUCGAAGAAUUAGAUGAUGAAACUUGCCGUAUUUUCCAUCUUGUGCCACGAUUUAUACGAGAGCUUCCUGAAAAUGGCAAGGAACUACUUUCAAUUGAUGCAGUUUUGAAAUAUUUCCUAGACAACAAUAAACCAUUGUUAGAGAAAUCUGAGCUCCAUCUAUUGGCAAAAUUAGAAAAACAUGAAUGGCAGGAGUUUGUAGAUGAGGUUCAAGGAAUGUUGGUAACAGUGCCGGGAAUGCGACCAGGUGCAUUUAGAGUCGACCAGAUUGAUCGACCAGUCGUAGAGGACAAUGAGCCAAAGUACCCAAUGUUGGUACAUUUUGGUAUGAGGCCACAUCAACUGACUUAUGCUGGUGAUCAGAAUUUUCAGAAAUUGUUCAAGAAAUAUUUAAAGCUGAAACAUUUAUUGGCUAAUAAACCAAAGGUGUCUAUUGUUGAUAAAGAGGCACUAUGGGGCAAAGAGGAUGAAUUGUCAGAUCUGAAAUCAAAGUCCAACAUGAAGAAAGAGAUCACUACAGAGCUAAGUAGCGAGGGUUGUAUGAGGACAGGAAUUCGUUCUGAUAUAUGCCAACACGCCAUCUUUAUGCCAGUUCUCAUCAGCCACCUCCGCUUCCAUAAUUGCCUCAACAACUUAGAGGAUAUUCUGGAAUAUAAGUUCAAAGAUAGAUACAAACUGCAGCUUGCAUUGACUCAUCCCUCACACAAAGUGAAUUUUGGCACUACCUCAGAUCACGGUCGCAACACACUCUCCAAUUGCGGCAUCAGGAGCCCUAACUAUGGGACUGGUGUGGCAACCAAACUUAAGACUCACAGAAAGAGAGGUAUAAAUGUAUUAUUUGAGAUAAUGUCUCAAAUGGGCAAUGAACAACCAACACUGUCGGAUAUAAGUCACAAUGAGAGGUAUGAACACCUUGGAGAUGCUGUCUUGGAGUGCAUCGUCACUGUUCAUCUGUACUUCAUGUUCCCACAUUUGGAUGAAGGUGCUCUUGCCACAUUUAGAUCUGCAAUUGUUCAGAAUCAACAUCUUACAGUAUUAGCCAAGAAUCUUCAACUUGAGAAGUACCUCUUGUAUUCCCAUGGUGCUGAGCUUUGCCAUGAUUUACAUCUAAAUCAUGCAUUAGCUGACUGCUUUGAGGCUAUGUUAUGUGCCUUGUAUUUAGACGGAGGUAUUCAUGUUGCCCAAAAGGUGAUGGCCAAGUGUUUAUUUGGUAGAGAAGAAGAUGCUCAUCUUCAUGACAUAUGGACAAACCCAAGACCUGAUCCUUUACAGGAUGAUGAACCUGAUGGUGAUAGACACUGGAUAUCUUCUAGCCCAGUGCUCCAGAACCUUACAGAGCUUGAGGAGGUAACAGGUUUACAGUUCAAAUGGAUUAGACUUCUAGCCAGGUCACUCUCGCCAAAAUAUGUUGGCUACAAUAAUCUAACCCUUGGCCACAAUGAGAGAAUGGAGUUCCUUGGAGACAGCAUCUUACAGUUUAUUGCAUCCCUCUAUCUCUUCAACCAUUUUCCCAAUCAUCAUGAGGGCCAUCUAUCUUUGCUUAGAAGCUCUUUAGUGAACAACAGAACCCAGUCAAUAGUCUGUGAUGAACUAGAUCUCACCAAAUAUAGAAUCAAUCCAACUGCUGAUAUAGCCUGCAGGAACAAGAAAUCAAUUUCAUAUAAGGAAAAAGCCGAUUUGCUAGAAGCCUUCAUAGCUGCCAUGUUCAUAGACCAAGGGUUAGACACUGUGGUAGCCUUUUGCAAGGUCUGCUUCUUCCCAAGACUUAAGCACUUUAUCCUGACCCAAGAUUGGAAUGACCCCAAGUCACAUCUGCAGCAAUGUUGUUUAACUCUGAGGGAGCUGGAUAAGGGAGAACCAGAUAUUCCAACAUAUAGGAUUAUUGAAUCCCAUGGUGCAACAAACAGCCGCAGAUACACCGUGGCCGUCUACUUCCGUGGUGAAAGACUGGCUAGUGGAACAGGACACAGUAUACAACAGGGAGAGAUGCAUGCAGCUAUGAAUGCAUUAACUGAUAAAGAGUACAUGUUCCCACAUCUCAAAUACCAGAGAUCAUUUGUGAAGAACAGACGGAAGUUGGCAGCGUUAGACCCAACAGACAAGAAGGACAUAUGGCAGAACUCCAUAUGGGAAACAGGACUCCCAAAGGAUGAUCCCACUAAAAACAGAAGGAAAUAUAAACCUCAAAUACCAAAACGUUAUAAAAAGUGAAACUGUUAUUGUGCCAGGACAUAUUUGUGCAUUACUUGAAUUCAAAUAGUACUUGUAUGUGUAUGUGUUUCACUUGCAGUAUUUAUCCCAGCUCUGUGUAUUACAUGUAUUAUGUGCAUUGGAGUUCACAUACAUGUAUUAUGUACAUUGGAGUACACAUACAUGUAUGUAUGUUCAUUGACUGCGGAAAAGAACAUAACAGAGCAUUAUUUGCAGUAAAAGUACAUAGCUGUGCUUUACUUAUACAUAUAUGUGCAUUCUUUGCAAUCCGUCUUGAUUACACGUCCAUUUAAGGUAUUGUAAAUCUAGAGUUUAUUCGGUUAGUAUGUGAGAAGUAGAAAGUGCAAUGAAUUCUUCAAGUCACUUAUUAGUACAUUUUUGGCAUUUAUGAUAGACUGAUGCAACGAAGAAUAUUAGAGUUUUGAAUGUAAAUCAAAUUAAAAUAUUUAAAUUAAUGACAAAAUAUGUCAUUCUUAUUUAAUGAUGAUGAAUAAAUAAUCAUGAAUAAUGAACUCAA
Owenia fusiformis is the source of this 4681-nucleotide messenger RNA. The record is from the annotation of a GenBank genome assembly. Lineage: Eukaryota; Metazoa; Annelida; Polychaeta; Sabellida; Oweniidae.